CUCCCAAAUUCCGUGUUUAGACGUUCGGGAAUUUAACAAUUUACGUACUUAACUAUUCAAUUCAAAAUCAAAAUGUCAACUGCUGGUAUGCUUCAUCUUGGUGGGGCAAGAUCAACUGGUCAACCCGUUCGUACCCAGAAUGUGACUGCAGCAUGUGCUAUUGCCAACAUUGUAAAGAGUUCGCUAGGUCCCAUUGGUCUGGAUAAGAUGCUUGUGGAUAAUAUUGGGGAUGUGACAUGUACAAAUGAUGGCGCCACCAUCUUGAAGCUACUAGAGAUUGAGCACCCUGCCGCCAAAGUUCUUGUCCAGCUUGCAGAAUUGCAGGACACAGAAGUUGGCGAUGGAACCACCUCUGUGGUUUUGAUAGCAGCAGAAUUACUAAAAAACGCUGAUGAGCUUGUCAAGUGCAAAAUCCAUCCCACAUCUAUUAUCAGUGGAUAUAGGCUAGCCUGCAAGUAAGUAUCUUUUAAUAUUGC
This is a messenger RNA of Uloborus diversus, 476 nucleotides long. RefSeq names its product T-complex protein 1 subunit alpha-like. The record is from RefSeq and is a predicted model, not a curated record. Gene Ontology annotation, molecular function: ATP binding; ATP hydrolysis activity; ATP-dependent protein folding chaperone. NCBI's taxonomy places the organism in Eukaryota, Metazoa, Arthropoda, Arachnida, Araneae, Uloboridae. Bases 73 to 459 code for a protein of 128 amino acids. Gene Ontology annotation, biological process: protein folding. Gene Ontology annotation, cellular component: chaperonin-containing T-complex. The transcript is spliced from 4 exons.